Messenger RNA from Anopheles coustani, 1298 nucleotides. RefSeq lists its product as uncharacterized. The record is from RefSeq and is a predicted model, not a curated record. NCBI's taxonomy places the organism in Eukaryota, Metazoa, Arthropoda, Insecta, Diptera, Culicidae. The coding region runs from base 1 to 1062 and encodes 353 amino acids. The transcript has 3 exons.
AUGGCGACGGAACAAAAUCUAAUCGAAACCGUGGAGCAGACGAACGCUCCUAUGGCCAUUUCUCAAGCCAGCAGCGGACGCAGCCGCGACCAUUCGCCCGGGUGCCAGAGCGAUCGGAGCACCCGUGGACAUGGCGCUGCCGAAGGAACGUCGCUUAGCCUGGCCCAGCGCGCGUUCGAGAUCGAAAAGCGACGAUUUCGGAUCGAGCGUCGCGAGUUCGAGCUCGAAAUGGAGCGCCGGGAGCUACAGUUGGCGGAGCAACUAUUGGCUCUGGAUAGAGGCGAACCAUCCAGAAUGGAUGGCCAAAAUUGGUCAGCGUCGUUCCGUGAAACUGAGCCCAACGAUGGUCUCUUCCCGUUGACCGGGAAGAAGCGAACGCGAUGGCGUCAGCUGAUCGUCCCGCGCGGGGCGUUGACCGUAGGGAAAACAACGCGAUGGCGUCAGCUGAUCGCUCAGCUGGACGAAGCGACCAGGGACAGUGAGGAGGAUGCCAGCCCCGAAGAUGGAGAGGCUAGAAACGUUGGUGGACUUUGGCACGGCGGUGCGGAAUAUGUGCGCCACGAUUCGUAUCUCCGGUAUGAAAGAAUACGAAUGCAACGUGACACUUCUGAAGGAGCUGACCGGCCACUGACGUACAUACCACUGGACGAUGAGGAAGCCGCUCCGAUAACGCCCAACCACAUCCUUUUGGGCAGCUCGAAUGGGGAAAAGCCUCGAGUAACUCUGGACGACUCUCCAUCGGCAGUGCGCUCCUCGUGGGAAGCGGCACAACGGAACGCGGACCACUUUUGGAAACUAUGGGUACGAGACUACUUACCCAUACUCAACCGUAGGACAAAGUGGUUCCAUCCCGUACGACCCAUCAGCGAAGGAGACAUCGUCAUCAUUGCGGACAAAACCGCCCCAAGGAACCAGUGCUUGAAGGGCGAGGUGAUAAAGGUGGCUCCCGCGCGGGACGGCCAAGUGCGUAGGGCAACAGUUCAAACGACUGCAGGAGUUUACGAAAGACCAGCCUCUAAACUCGCGAUACUAGAUGUUUCCCACCGUGAUAUAGAUAAAUAAAGUGACACUAUGUGUCACGAGGGGAAGAAUGUCACGAAGGAAAACAAGGCAGGGUUGGCACCGUUGACAUUUGACAAUAAGCCGGCGCCAACUACACCGAUUAGAUCGAUUACGCCGACCAACGAUUACGCCGACCCAAGGUUGGCGUAUAAAAGCGGGAGAAUUGUAGAGGCUCAUUAAAAAGUUGUAAAUCGAACAAUCGCCAAUAAAGUACUAAAUUUGUGGCGCAUCCACAA